Messenger RNA from Oncorhynchus masou masou (cherry salmon), 1286 nucleotides. RefSeq lists its product as uncharacterized. The record is from RefSeq and is a predicted model, not a curated record. NCBI's taxonomy places the organism in Eukaryota, Metazoa, Chordata, Actinopteri, Salmoniformes, Salmonidae. The annotation marks the transcript as partial. The transcript is spliced from 3 exons.
UAUUCCCCCCCCGCCCCCUCCCCCAUCCAGCUGGGGGUAACAAACACCCUUCGGUCUCCUCCCUGCCGCCUCUCCUCCGGGCCACGGCUCCAGACGUGAAGCCUCGGGGCCUGGAGCUCCGGCCAGACCAGGGACCACGCUGAAGCAUGACCCCGACCAGGAGCCACCCCAGCUGGGCAUGAGUCCUGCUGCCCUGGACCCUCAGCUCCGGACCUCCAGCCCUCCAACCCUCAGCCAAAUAGAGAGAGACGGAGAGUCAAGCCUCAAACACACACAUCUCACCCACACACACACACAAUUACACACACAUCCCAGCCUUACACAGCCACACAAACACACCAGCAUUAGCCUCCCCACAGGCCCCCAGCCCUGUCCUCCUCUACCAUCCACACAGCCACAUAAACACACCAGCCUCCACUCAGCCCUCCAGCCCGGUCCUCCUCUACCAUCCACACAGCCACAUAAACACACCAGCCUCCCCACAGCCCCCCAGCCCUGUCCUCCUCUACCAUCCACACAGCCACAUAAACACACCAGCCUCCACUCAGCCCUCCAGCCCGGUCCUCCUCUACCAUCCACACAGCCACAUAAACACACCAGCCUCCCCACAGGCCCCCAGCCCUGUCCUCCCCCCACACAGCCACAAGAACAACAGUCCGAGGAGGAAGAGGAGGAGGCAGGAGCGGUCAAGAUGGAGGUGUUGACCUACGGCUGCCGAGGAGCCUAUCAGCUUCCACCGUCCGUCCCGAAGGUGGAGACUAAACCAGAGGUCACAGAGAAGUCGAGCCCCGCCCAUUACCCAUCAUGCACCACGGCAAGCUCCGAGCGACCGGCCUUUAGACCCGGCCCCGAACCACAGGCAUCCUCUCCUCCCCCUCUCUCUCCCUCGCCUCUAAACAUCGUCCCUGAUGACCCCAUGGCUGGUAUGAUGACGCUAUUGGCUGCCAGUCAGAUGACCCAGGCUGUCCCCCCUGCCCUACCCACCCUUCCCCAGACAGAGGCCUCCUCGCUGGGGAGAGACGUGGCCAGUCCUGGGUGUCUGGAGGUCUGGGCUCUGGAGGGGAUGACUCUACUCAGCGACAUGGCCUCACUAGAGAUGGAUAGGAUACAGCUGGAGCAGGGUGAGGUGUUGUGUGGUCUUGACAGCCUGUUAGAGGCAGGUAGAAAGGUGUUGCUGGAGGCCAUUGAGAGCCAGUCUCACAUCGACCUCCCCAGACAACUACACCCCAGCAAGACCUACAGCUGGAGGAUGAGGACAGACCCACAGGAGCUCUUCAGUAAGCUCU